AUGUCUGCCAAAUAUGACCCUGCAGCUACUUUGACAAAUGCUACUUGGGUCGCUGUCAUACUGAGCGAACGAGAUGUCGCUGGUCAAAUUCCAAUUAAUUAUGUGACAAACCCUGCUGUUUCAGUGUCAGCUGCGUGCUUUGGAAACCGCAUAUAUGAUCGAGAAGCCGCUGUAAAAUGUUUCUCCAAUCUCAUAGCAAUCGGGUACCGACGUCUUGUUGUCGAUCUAUAUUGGUCGGUCAGCCGUAGGGCUUGGUCUUUCUGCCCGGUGUCUAUUCCGGUCAGAUCUGAAGCAGCUGCGUCCUCAGAGACCUCCACAACCAAGACAAGAGACUCUGCGACGACAAAUGAUGAUCCACAUGAUCGCACUCUGUAUGGGUUAGGCUCAUACAAGUGCACUGAUAAUCUCGAUCCCGGCACCUUGGCAGAAGUACUAGAUGGUUAUUUCCGAGACACAAACGAACAGUUGACCGUGUACACGACGUAUCUCGUCCUCAAUCUCCACGUUGCCGCAAGUGGCUCCACGCCAGAUGAGCCUGCUUCGUCCAUAUCAGGUGGUCAAUUACCAUCAGAAACCGAGCGAGCAGGCACGAUCCUCGGAAAUGCCCUAAGCGACUUUAUUUAUACCCCAGCUCAGCUCGCCUCCGACCGAAGAAAUCUAAACGAUUCAUGGUAUCAAGUCGAGCAGAGUUAUAUGCCCAUCACAGAGUAUUUCACCGUUCAUGAAAAUGAAAAAGGCGAACAGAGCACCCCGGAUGGCUGGCCAUCGUCAAAAUACAUCCAGCUCGCGAAACGUGAUCGGCUACUGAUUGAAUAUGGCUCUAUCGAUGCCCAACUGGUGCAUUACAAUCUGUCUACCGAAGACAAUUCAGUCUUUUCUCCCGGACUCCUGACUUCCGAUGUGAAGAUCUCUGCCACCACAAACGGCACUCUUAUUUCAGGCUGUCUGUAUGACCCUGAAUUCACACGCGUGUCUCAAACUAAGUCAUCAUGGGCUCUAUCCAAUCAACUCCCUGUCCCUGAUGGUUUUUCCACAGACGAGACAAUGGAUUCGCUAGCGAAUGUUCUCUCUGACAUCACCGCUUGUGGUCUCUCGCCUAUGCUUAAUACCACUCUCUUCGGCCAGACUGCAGACCAGCAAGUUGAAUAUUACCGUAAUGUCUCCCUCUCCUCUUCCUGGGCUUGGGCAAUUGGUGAGCCACACGAUGCAAACUAUGCCGGUGGCGAUGGUGAUCCCAAGUAUGACCGCUGUGCGAUCAUGGAUCUAACGCUCGACGGCCAUUGGCGAUCCACAAACUGCACCGAGCAGCGGCGUGGCGCUUGCCGAAUCGGUCAUUCGCCUUUCUCCUGGGUCCUGUCAAACAGGUCCGACUCUUUCUCCAACGUCCAAAAUACAUGUCCACCAGGUUCAAGCUUCGCUGUACCGCGUACCGGUCUCGAGAACACAUAUCUCUACCGAUAUCUGCUUUCUCUGCCAGAGACAAAAGUCGACUUGGGUUCCGCAGAUCCCGCCCUUCGAGAGGUCUUUGUAAACUUCAACUCGAUGGAUGUUACUUCCUGCUGGGUAUCCGGUGGCUAUGAUUCGACCUGUCCCUAUGCCUCUGACCCGCAGCAACUCGAGCGCCAAACAGUGCUUGUCGCAGCAAUUGCGGGUAUCAUCAUUCUUAUCAUCGCAGCUUUGACCCUUUUUGUCAAAUGCAACGCCAACCGCCGUAAUUCCCGGCGCAGAAAGCGUCUUAUUGCAGGAUGGGAAUAUGAAGGUGUUCCCUCGUGA
This is a messenger RNA of Penicillium coprophilum, 1773 nucleotides long. Its product is annotated as Lectin C-type domain protein. The record is from RefSeq and is a predicted model, not a curated record. The transcript has 2 exons. Bases 1 to 1773 code for a protein of 590 amino acids. Lineage: Eukaryota; Fungi; Ascomycota; Eurotiomycetes; Eurotiales; Aspergillaceae.